AUGUUUGCCUUGGCAAUAGCGAGGAGGUCUGCCGGGGUACGGCACUACUUCCCGUUUCUUCAGCGAGUGCAGCUGCGGCAGGUGCGCGCGGUGUGCUGCACGCCGAUAGUGCGGUUUGACAUUAAGAAGUACGAGAUGGAGAAGCGGCGGCGCCGGGAACUGGAAAAGGCCGGUAUUGACGUCGACGAGGGCGAUGAGGCGCCGUGGAUCGCCCCAGAGGAGCAGCAGCGUUUGGAUGAUGAAGAGGGGCGCCGCCGCGCAGAGGAGGCGGAGCGCGUGAAGGGGAUGAUGGAGCGUCGGGCGCAAGAGGACAUCGAGAAGCGCAAGAAAUUUAGAGAGUUCCGCGCCCGGCAGCUCGCGAUGAGUCGGACCCGCAAGGAGGCGAAUGCCGCAGCAAAGAGGCACGACCGACGAGAGAAGCGUUUUGUGGAGGAAGUGGUGGACGAGACGGGGGCGAGUGACGCCACGACGCCGCACGAGGAUGCAAAAGAAGAAGGUGGGCGUGCGCAGUGA
This is a messenger RNA of Trypanosoma conorhini, 513 nucleotides long. RefSeq lists its product as uncharacterized. The record is from RefSeq and is a predicted model, not a curated record. The transcript has a single exon. NCBI's taxonomy places the organism in Eukaryota, Euglenozoa, Kinetoplastea, Trypanosomatida, Trypanosomatidae. Bases 1 to 513 code for a protein of 170 amino acids.